AUGGAAACCCUCUUCACAACCUCCAAGCCCAAACCCCAAAUAACCACCACCACCACCACCACCACCCCCUCCGCCACCCGCCUCGAAAUCAUUCUCCUCGCCCUCUUCAUCCUCUCCCUCGUCCUCCUCCUCCUCUUCAUCCUCGCCCUCGCCCUCCGCCGCCAAGUAUCCACCUCAACCAACAAACGCCGUCACCACCGCAGCAGCCACCAACCCGACGUCCAUGGCCGCGCCUCCUCACCAUGUCUAUUCAACACGGCCUUCGGCGGCGGCCCACUCCCUCACGAACUCUUGCUGUCUUCUUCUACCUCGUUACCCGCAGACGGGAACGAGAAAACGUCGCUGCUCAACCGCGUCAGAAAGGCAAGCGAGGAUCUUGCAGAGGCGGUGCAAUACGAGUUGAUGGAGCUGGGGAGGAAGGUCUCGGCGCAUGGGAGGGCGGUGGUGGUGGGUGCCACCGCGGUGAGGAGGGAGCAGCAGGAGAGGAGGACGGCGAGGGAUGAGGAGGUUGGGUUGGAUGCCGCCGCUGGGAGUGGUCUUGCUGGUCAACAACAGCAUGGGUUUGACGGUUGGAGGGAUCAAGACUGGGGUUGGGAUACGGAGGCUUGUAGUAUGGUUGGGCCGAAGCCGAAGACGAAGCUGGAGACUGUAGUGAGGAGGUCGAUUAAUUGGGUGAUGGAUCGGGGUGGUAGGAGGUCGAGUUAUGCUUACUCUCGGGGGUUUGCUUCGCCUUGUAAUACGGGGGGAUUUAGGCCGAGGAUGGGGGUUGGUGGUGGUGGUGGUGGUGGCGGGAGGAGGAGGAGUUUGGCUGUAACGGGGGCUGAGUAUGCUGUGUGA
This is a messenger RNA of Podospora bellae-mahoneyi, 837 nucleotides long. RefSeq lists its product as uncharacterized. The coding region runs from base 1 to 837 and encodes 278 amino acids. NCBI's taxonomy places the organism in Eukaryota, Fungi, Ascomycota, Sordariomycetes, Sordariales, Podosporaceae. The transcript has a single exon. The record is from RefSeq and is a predicted model, not a curated record.